Messenger RNA from Callithrix jacchus (white-tufted-ear marmoset), 818 nucleotides. NCBI's taxonomy places the organism in Eukaryota, Metazoa, Chordata, Mammalia, Primates, Cebidae. The record is from RefSeq and is a predicted model, not a curated record.
AUGAGUUUACCCCUCAGUCUUAAAUCUUUCCUCAGUGGAUUAACAGGAAAGCCAGUGAUGGUGAAGCUUAAGUGGGGGAAUGAGUACAAGGGCUACUUGGUGUCUGUACAUGGCUACAUGAACAUGCAGCGUGCAGAUACAGAACUCAUAAAUGAGGCAUUAUCUGGACAUCUAGGUGAAGUUUUAGUAAGGUGGAAAUAAUGUCCUUUAUAUCAGAGGUGUGGAAGAAGAGGAAUGGGGAAAUGAAUGAAUAGCAUCUUUUGAAGGGGGUUUUAAAUAUAUAUAUUUCUAGACAAUAAAGAUUUGGUUUUCAAAAAAAGAAAACAUAAAGGCCCAGGAGUAACCAAAACCAUUUUGAAAAAGAACGAAGUAAUUUCAAGACUUACUAUAACGUUACAGUAAUCAAGGCAGUGUGGUAUUUAUGUAAGCACAGAGACACAGAUCGAUGAAACAGAAUAGAGGGUCCAGAAACAGAUCAUCUACACAGUCAACUGAAAGUUGAUAAAUAUGCCGAAGUUACUCAAUGGAGACAGGAUAGUCUUUUCAACAAUUGAAUAUCCAUGUGCAAAAAUAUGAAACUUAACCCUUGCCUUCAUAACACAUACAAAGGUUAAUUCAGAGUGAAUCACAGACUUAAAUAUCAGAGCUAAAACUACAAAACUUCUAGAAGUAAACAAAAGCAAAAAUAUUUGUGGCCUUAUUAGGGAAAAUUUUCUAAGACCUUUGGAAAAGCAUGGACCAUAGAAGAAAAAAAUUGAUAAACUAAACUUCUGCAAAAUUUUUAAAAAUCUGCUCUCCAAGUUACAUUAUUCAAAAAA